CCCUCUCCCCCCAGCUGCCUGUUAACCCCUCUCCCCCCCCCCUCUCCCCCCAGCUGCCUGUUAACCCCUCUCCCC
Messenger RNA from Carcharodon carcharias (great white shark), 75 nucleotides. RefSeq names its product putative nuclear pore complex-interacting protein family member B2. The annotation marks the transcript as partial. The transcript is spliced from 4 exons. The record is from RefSeq and is a predicted model, not a curated record. NCBI's taxonomy places the organism in Eukaryota, Metazoa, Chordata, Chondrichthyes, Lamniformes, Lamnidae.